This is a messenger RNA of Pangasianodon hypophthalmus (striped catfish), 817 nucleotides long. RefSeq names its product ybeY metalloendoribonuclease (gene ybey). Gene Ontology annotation, biological process: rRNA processing. The record is from RefSeq and is a predicted model, not a curated record. The transcript has 5 exons. Gene Ontology annotation, molecular function: metalloendopeptidase activity. NCBI's taxonomy places the organism in Eukaryota, Metazoa, Chordata, Actinopteri, Siluriformes, Pangasiidae. The coding region runs from base 155 to 664 and encodes 169 amino acids.
CUCUCUGUGAUGAACGUUCCGGUUAUACGGAAUGAAAAUGUUGGGUUUAAAAUGUCUAUGUUUAGCUUAUCUUUGCCUGAAUGAACGCGAACACAAUAUAGAUUUUUUAUACAGUGUAGAUAUUGUUUUUUUUUUUAUCAAAAAAAAAAAAUAGAUGCAUAAAUCUGAGCGUUAUCCAGUUAGUCACCUUGUGAGCCACCAGGCGGACCGACUGCGCAAAGACGUGGAGACGCUGAAACGCAUUUUGGGCGUUCAGAGAUUUGACGUGGGCAUCGUGUGUGUGGACAACCGCAGAAUCCAACACAUCAACAACAUCUACAGGAAAAAGAACAUGCCCACAGAUGUGCUCUCAUUCCCCUUUUACGAGGACCUGAGGCCAGGGAAGCUCCCAUGCGCCCUUCACAGAGAUGAAUAUAAUCUAGGAGAUCUUUUCUUGGGAGUAGAAUAUGUAAUGCAUCAAUGUCAAGAAAGAUCCUGGGAUUUUCAUGCAACCCUCACAGUAGUAGCUGCACAUGGAAUCUGUCACUUGCUUGGGUACAGACAUGAGACCGAGGAGGAGUGGGAAGAGAUGUUUCAGAAAGAAAAUUACAUCCUGCGUGAGUUCAACAGACUAACCGGCAGUCAUCUUGAGCCUCUAACAAAGAGAUGCACAGGAGACCGGUGACAUUGGAAAGGUUGCAUUGAGAACACUGGACUUAAAAGCAAAUAAUAAAAGACAAUCACCUUCAUCCAACCUGCUUUGCUACUAAAGCAUGAUUUAGUUAACAUUGAAACAACUGUGUAUUCCUUUUAUAAAUAAAUUUUAUUUUAAAAUGCA